Messenger RNA from Notodromas monacha, 2560 nucleotides. Lineage: Eukaryota; Metazoa; Arthropoda; Ostracoda; Podocopida; Cyprididae. The record is from the annotation of a GenBank genome assembly.
UCUUCUCCGAGUAGGACUGUAAGAUGGAUUUAGACGAUGACGUACCGAGUGAGAGUGAUGUCCGUCCAUUUACUGGGGCGAACAUUCGUCCUGUUACGCGUCAAUCAAGAAAUGACCCGUCGGAGGACGUGCCACCCAUGUCAAGCGGUGACCGUUUGUUGACCGGGAUGAACAGACCAUCCACUGGUAUGAAUCGGCCACCCACGCAACUCUCACGAAUACAGGGUUCGGUCGGAUUUUCGGAAUUAACAGAUGAAAGAGACGAAAUCCGCCCCAUUACUGGUUACGGAGAUCCUGGUGGAUUCGGACGACCGUCGACUGGUGGAAUCGGAUCUCGACCACAAACAAGUGGUCGUAUUUUGACGAGACCGGCUACUCGAGGAAGCAACAUCGCAGCGGACCCUGAUGAAGAUUUUAUGAAUUCUGUCAUAAACGACACUCGCCCAUCAACAAGCAGGGGUCAAUCUGGAAGAUUUCGCAGUGGAAUGAGACGAUCUGAUGAAUUUCAGGGGAACUUAGAGGGCUUGGAGCGUCCCGGAACGGUCGGAAGAGGUCAAAUGGAUCGUCCAACUACCUCUCGUGGAAUGGGCGGAGUUCGACCUGGCACUCGACAGGGAACAUCCGUCGGUCAGCGUCCUGUAACGGGGCAAAAUUCAGCCAGACUCGGAACUGCUACAAGACUCACGACCGCCAUGCUCCAAAGAACUGCUACAGCUUCUGGUCAGAAUUCAGGAAUCGUGACAGCCCAAGUUAACGUUGUUGACCGACCAAUCACCCAGCAAGGACUAGGUGGAUUGAAAACUGCCGGAAAAACCGGAAGAGGUCCAAAUCGUCAAGUUCAAGACAAGAGCUAUUUUAUGGGACUACUGAGAACGAAAACGAAUGAGCUGCAAUCAGAAAUCACGAAGAUGUCCAAGGAAAUCGACGAUUUCUCCAAGGAGCAGUCCACUUAUUUAAUCUACGAUAAACGAGUGAAAGAGCUAGCUGGAGAAUGGAAUGAAUUGCAAGGGGAACUUGCUGACUACAAUCUGCUUGUGGACAAACUGAACAUGGACUCGGAAAUCGAAGAAAUUCAAUCCGAAGUGAACGACUUGAAAGCUCAAAACAACGCCGAAGCUGCAGCUGUGGAUGAAAUUUUCGCGGAAAAGCAGAACAAAGAAAAGAUUAUUCGAGCUCUAGAGGCAGAAAUUGAACAAGAACGAAAUCUGGCGGACAAUUUAAUCGGCUCCAUGGAUCCCCGUGCUCGGGAGCAGUACUCUUCGUUACAAGCUGCGAAUUCAAGUUUUCUUGCCCGUUUUGAUACCUUGCAGCAGGAACUAGAUGCAUUGAACGCUCGAAAGGCGCAAGUAGAAGGGGAACUGUCGAUGUCGCAUGUGAAGCAAGAUGUUGUAAAGCUUUACGAACAAUUGGCUGAAGCAGAAGAGGACUUGCGUCGAGUCACGGCAGAAAAUGACGCCCGCGGAACUCCCGCUCAAGAACGUGAGCGCCUCCUGCGACAGGUGAAGGAUGACAACGCGGAAAUCGCCGCCAUGGAUCGUCAGGCAUCAGCUCUCUCCGAAGAAAUCCGUUCCAUAAAAGACGAGAUUUCCCAACUGGAUGCUGAUAUUGAAGAGUCCCAAAGUGAGCGGAGCCAUAAGUACCGUGAACUCCGCAAACGCGAAGAAACUAUGGAUCAAUUUUUGGAGAACUUCGACACGUCAAAGUUGGAAGAAGCCGCAAAACUAGGAAAGUUGGAAGCCAGUGUUGUGCAAUUGCUAGAACGUUUAGCGCGUGCUAUGGCGAUGGUCGAUCGACUUCCGAACCCGAAGGAUUUCUCAGACAUGAAAGACGAUUUGGCUUUCAAAGAAGGAGAGUUGCGAAAAUCCCGAUCAACUGUCGAAGGGCUCGCUCAGGAAAAAGCUCAGCUCCAGAGCAAUUUAGAAAAGAUUGAGGCGCUGGAAGAAAAGGUCACCACAGAAAUGGCACAGUUGAAGGAAAAGAGACAAGCAAUGAUUGAUGAAAUGGCGGUCUAUUCAAGACCCGAAGUACUGAAACGUGACGCGGAAGACAAAGAAAAUGAGCUAUCCCAGGAACUCGCAGAUUUGGAAAAAGAAUAUAAGGCGUCCAGUCUUGCAGUAAAAGAAUUACAUGCUGAGCAUGAGCGUUUGAAGAAAUCUCUGGAGGAAAAUGAAACUUACGCUCAAUUGCGAAACCUGGAAAGAAAAUGGGGUAAUUUGGAACAGAACAACUAUGCUGUGAGGUCGGCAAUUAGAGUCAAGCAAGCCGAAGCUAACGUUGGAGCUAUUAAAGCUAAGGUAUUUUCUGCCUUGAAGGAGUAUAAUAAGAUCUUGCAAGAGGCCAUGACUCGUGGUGGAAUCUGAACCUCUAAGAUUGCAGUUGCUAUCUGAAAAUUGGGUGUGAUUACCUAGUCGUUUUGAGCGCACUGUGUGAGAUCCUGAGUCUGUUUUUUUUUUUGUCGCUAUUCAAUAGGAAGCCCGAGAUCUCAAAUUACUGCAACUAUUGUGAUUGUGCUGUAUGCACCUCUGUGAACGAAAACGUCCGCAUAAACUAUUCGCACGUG